AUGCGACUUGGAAAAUUAAAUAGAGAAUUAGCUCAACAUUUGGAAACGUUGAGAACACGUAACAGACGUUCAAUUACUGUUAAAGGUCAAGGGUUGAUGUCAAAAACUGAAAUUUUAUGUGCUGCAAAUCGUCACUAUCUAAUCUGCUUUGGUAACAAAGAAUGUCGAGAUGAUUACACAGCCCAUGUGAAUAAUUACUUAAUGUUUAAUUAA
Thelazia callipaeda (thelaziosis nematode) is the source of this 213-nucleotide messenger RNA. NCBI's taxonomy places the organism in Eukaryota, Metazoa, Nematoda, Chromadorea, Rhabditida, Thelaziidae. The record is from the annotation of a GenBank genome assembly.